ACCUUAUUUGCGGUGGCCAAAUAAACUUUCUGACUGAGUCAUUCACUGGUGGCACGCGAGGACCGUCCAGACUCCGGGAUGUGUCUUCGGCGCCCUUAGUCCAUGUUAUCAUCUUUGAUGCAGUACAGCCAGAAAUAUGGAUACAACGAAGGUGACAGGUCUAGUGAACUCCUACCUCCAUUUAUGCGCACACAUAUAGCCGCACUCUACCAACUUUGGUUUACUACCUGUGUACAGCCAAGCUGUCGUGGUGUCAUUUAUUGAAGGGGAGCCCAUUUUUGGGGUUGGGUAGAGGGGUAUAAGACCCUCAUAUUUUCCGCAUGUUUUCCCCCGGGCCUUGCAAUGGUGAACUGGAUGGCUGGCCCGAUACUCAUGAUCAACGCGUUUCGGGAGCAUAUGUCGAGGUACAUGAAAGUCGCUGGUCUGACCAUCCUUAUCUAUGACUAUCUUGUAACAAUGGACAAAGAGGUUAGACUCAUGUGGGGGUCGAAGUGGGGCAUCGCAAGGGUCCUCUUUUGCAUUUCCCGCUACCUGCCAUUUGUUGCGUCUGCCAUCUAUCAUUGUUAUCUGUUCGCAGUUCUAUCGGCCCUGUCAGAUUAUGAUCAAUGUUUCCCAUUGUACGAUGCCGCUAUGUGGUUGAAUGCGAUCAGUAUAUGCGCCGCAAAGGGCCUCCUAAUCCUCAGAACAUAUGCGAUGUGGAAAUGUAACAGAAAGAUCUUAUAUGGCCUCCUCGCAUUUGUUGGCAUACUCUUGACGGUGGCGUUCGUGCUAGAAGUUAAAGCUGGACUCUUGUUAUCUUAUGGCCCGCCCCCAUCUUUUGGAGGGCCUGGCUGCUAUCCAACCAAAAGUACUGAUGUGUUGUACGUGUUUUACCUAACGCUGGUGAUAACUGAGUUCGUGAUCCUCGUUCUUGUGCUUAUUCAAGCCAGGGUGUAUUCGCAGCAAAUGACCGGCCCUGCAAGUGGUUUGUUGAAGUCGCUGUACCGCGAUUCUAUUUUUUAUAUCGUAUGCUUAUUGUUGAUAUCUAUAGCAAACGUAGUGGUCAUGUCCACCAUUCCACCACGCUACAACCAACUCUUUGAUACAUUCCCGGCAGUCAUGCACUCUGUCCUUUCCUCCCGCAUCAUGUUUAAUCUCAGGCAAAGUGCAUAUUGUGAUGUUCAUUCCACAGACAUAUCAGACAUGGACGCUCCGGACGCUACACUUCGUUUUUCUGUUUUCGGUAGAGUUUGAACAUGGGUGAUGAGAAGAAGAGAAAUUUUGCCAUUGCCUUGUUGCUAUGCAUGGCUUGUAAUUACCACUUAGAGUGCCGA
Suillus clintonianus is the source of this 1313-nucleotide messenger RNA. RefSeq lists its product as uncharacterized. Lineage: Eukaryota; Fungi; Basidiomycota; Agaricomycetes; Boletales; Suillaceae. The record is from RefSeq and is a predicted model, not a curated record. Bases 343 to 1233 code for a protein of 296 amino acids. The transcript is spliced from 15 exons.